Gossypium arboreum is the source of this 1321-nucleotide messenger RNA. Its product is annotated as zinc finger A20 and AN1 domain-containing stress-associated protein 6-like. The record is from RefSeq and is a predicted model, not a curated record. NCBI's taxonomy places the organism in Eukaryota, Viridiplantae, Streptophyta, Magnoliopsida, Malvales, Malvaceae. The transcript has a single exon. Bases 399 to 902 code for a protein of 167 amino acids. Gene Ontology annotation, molecular function: zinc ion binding; DNA binding.
CUUCCUUGGUGUGUGCAUGAAUUUGCGUGGCCAUAUUUAAUUUGCAGGCAAUUAGAAUAACCAAAGGCGGCUUCGCUAGGCUUCCAUUUUUGGCCUUUCAAUUAAAAAAUUAUUGAUUAUUUAUUGCUUGCUUUUUGUGUUUUUGGUUCCCUAUCCAUCGUUGCUUCUUCCCUUCCCACCCUUUAAGAUUAUUGCCUCUUUACGCUUUAUUUCCUUUGUUCACAUUCUUCCUUCCACCUUUUCCUUUACUUCCUUUUUCCUUUCAAUUUUUUUGCUUUACAUUUCUCAUGUUUCUCUUUUUUCUAUUAUCUCUGUUUUAGAUCUCGGAGAUCUUAACUCAAGUAAAUUUAAUUUCACAAGAAAUUUAGCAGAUCGAAAGAUUUUUUCUUUUUUUAAAAAUGGCGGAGGAGCAUAGAUGCCAAACGCCGGAAGGCCACCGUCUUUGCGUUAACAACUGCGGCUUUUUCGGAAGUCCGGCGACAAUGAAUCUUUGCUCUAAAUGUUAUAGAGAUUUCCGUCUUAAAGAACAACAGGGAGCUACUUCCAUCAAAUCAUCUCUUUCUUCCUCUCCUUCGUUUUCGUCUUCGUCAGUCGUUGUCGAAUCCGUUUCUCAGGUUCCGCUGUUCAAUCUGCCUGAAUUCAUUGGAGAAUCGCCAGUUCCUGCGGUGGAGGUUGCCCUGGUGGCUGAGCAACGGCCGCAACAGCAACAACCGAAUCGAUGCAUGGUUUGCAGGAAACGGGUCGGGUUGACCGGGUUCAGGUGCAAAUGCGAGAUUACAUUUUGCGGGUCCCAUAGGUAUCCAGAGAAUCACGGGUGUACCUUCGAUUUCAAGAAGGUUGGGAGAGAGGAGAUUGCACGCGCAAAUCCACUGGUCAAAGCAGAGAAGCUGGAGAAGAUUUGAGAUGAAAGUGGAAAGCCAUUGGAUCCCUCGACUUUCGAUGAAAGAAAAAAAAAAGCAAAUGAAAAUGAUCUCUUUGAGAUUGCGACACGUGUUUAGAUGUAGUCCCCACCAUUAAGAGAAACGAAUUAGGCUGGAUAAAAUUAUUUUCAUCCUAAUAGGUUUUCUUAAAAUAUAUAUAAUAUUUUAAUUUAUGUGCCUCUUUUAGUCUUUCUCUUUUGUAAAAAAAGACUUUUUUUUUUUUUUUCUUUUCCAAGUUUUUUCCUUUUUUAUUUAUCUGGAGUGGAAAAAUGAAAGAAAAAUGAAAAUUGGAAUGUAGAUUAUGUUUUCAAUUAUUGAUGUGUAACUGUGGUGGAAGCCACCAAUUUCGAUAGCUAUUUCCUCGAAUUGAAUGUGAGUGUUAUCUUUUCAAAAGACAUAAA